AUGGAGUCGUAUUCAUGUGCUAAAAUAUAUUCUUCUAAUUCCUUCUCUUCUAGUUCUUCAAGUGCUUCUAUCGCUGGUCAUAAUCAACAUAAAGAAAAGAAAGAAAAGCCAUAUCUUUCUACUCUCCAUAAAGUUCGUAGCCUUCCAUCAAAAUCAAUCAACAAGAAGCCUAUAGCUCCAUUGCCACCAAUUCCCCCAAAAAUCUAUACGGUCGAAGUUGUUAAUUUCAGACAAGUUGUCCAUUUGCUAACCGCAGCACCUGAGUUUCAAUCCCACUACAAUUCCACAUCUGGCUUCGGGCAUUUACAAGAGGUGGCUCCUCCUCCUCAUAGUGAUCUUUCACCAACCUCAUUAUCAAGUAACAACACUAAUAUUGGUGGACAAUGGAGAGAGUUUCUUCCUCCUUCCUCCGCAGUGGUGAUAUCAAUCGACGAUGAUUCUGAUGAAUCAGUUACUGAAGCAGAAGAGAAAGAUGUCGAACACCAAAUUCCGACGGACAGUACUAUUUUUGGAGCAUGCGAUACAAGUCCUCAUGGCUUCCCUCAAUUGCCUUCUUAUUUUGCAUGGUGUUCCUCCCUUCUUUUGAGCCCCGACGCACUCACUUCUUUGGAUUCAAGCACAGUUCUCUAA
Molecule: messenger RNA, 630 nt
Organism: Solanum dulcamara
Lineage: Eukaryota; Viridiplantae; Streptophyta; Magnoliopsida; Solanales; Solanaceae
Exons: 2
Coding region: 1-630 (209 amino acids)
Source: RefSeq, a predicted model, not a curated record